This is a messenger RNA of Armigeres subalbatus, 744 nucleotides long. RefSeq lists its product as uncharacterized. The record is from RefSeq and is a predicted model, not a curated record. Gene Ontology annotation, molecular function: nucleic acid binding. Bases 1 to 744 code for a protein of 247 amino acids. NCBI's taxonomy places the organism in Eukaryota, Metazoa, Arthropoda, Insecta, Diptera, Culicidae. The transcript has a single exon.
AUGGGGGACUUGCUUCUUGAAAGAGUAACACCGUCAUUGCCGUUCCUCAACACAGGAGUAGAUCUAUGUGGACCGUUCCAGUAUCCCAAAGCUAAGAAGGCACCUCCAAUAAAAUGUUUCGUAGCCAUUUUCGUCUGCCUUGUCACCAAGGCAGUGCAUAUGGAGCUGGUCUAUGACCUCUCCACUUCGGCGUUCAAGGCAGCGCUGCAUCGGUUCAUUGCUCGAAGAGGAAAGCCAAGUCUCAUAGAGUGUGAUAACGCUACAAACUUCCGAGGAGCAGCAAGGGAAUUAAAGGAAUUGGGCAAACAGUUUCGUUCGCAACAGCACCAGGAUGGAAUAGUCCAUCAAUGUGCGGACCGAGGUAUAAACUUCAAGUUCAUACCGCCCCGCAGUCCAAACUUCGGCGGUCUGUGGCAGUUAAGUCCUUUAAGAAUCGCUUCCGUCGGAAACUCGGCGCUCUCUCAGGACGAAUUCGUCACUCUGCUAGCUCGCAUCGAAGCCUGCUUGAACUCGCAGCCGCUGACGCCGUUCUCUUCCGACCCGAACGACCUCGAAGUGCUCACUUCGAGACACUUCCUCGUUCACCGUCCGCUCACUUGCUUCCCUGAACCAGACAGCAGAAUCAAGAACUUCUCCGGCGAAUCUGGAAACGGUGGGCAGCAGAUUACCUGUCUGGCCUCCAUCCACGAACCAAGUGGACACGCAUUCGGGACAACGUUAACAUUGGAACGAUGGUGUUUCUAA